AUGUGGCUGCUGGAGAAUGAGGAGGCUUUCGAAGGCCGCCGGCUAUGGUUACGGCCAGGAAAGACAUACCUCUUUGGACGCACAGUGGCUGAGGCUGGUCAGCUUGCAAUCUCACACAAUACAAUUUCUCGCAAACACCUAACCAUCACAAUCGACGCCGUGGGUGACGGCGACGCCCUGCAUCCCUCUCGACGUUCCAAGAUCACAAUCGAAGACCUGGCGACUAAAAUCGGCACCGUGAUCAAUGGCAAGAAACUCAAGGGCACAAAAUGUGUGGUUGAGAAUGGUCAGGACGUCGAGAUGACAAUGGGAAAGUGCCCCAACAAGUUUCGCUUGACGUGGGUACCGGUCGCAUUCACAUUUUCAUUUUCUAGUAAAGAACUGCAAGCACAACCGAUCGAUGCCCUCCGAACCCGAUAUGAGCAGCUGGACAUCAAACUGCUGGUCGACUACAACAUAGAUUUCACGACACACGUCGUAGCCAAGAAGCGCAAUACUGCCAAGGGUCUCCAGGCGCUGAUAAAUGGCAAGUUCAUCGUCACCGAGUCUUUUCUCGAUGCUUUGACACAAGCUGCACAUCCAGUAGACGACGGAAAUGGGUCACAAACAUGCGCACUGGAGCAAAAUUUUGACCAGUCGUGGCCUGACCCGGUGAAGCACCUGCCGCCUCGUGGCGGUGAACCAUUCGAGCACCCAGAUGAGAUAUACAAGCCAGAUAGAGGCCGGAUCGAUGUCUUUGAUGGAUAUACCUUUAUCUUUUAUGACUCGACGCAGUAUAACAACCUGCUCGCCCCAAUCACAAAUGGAGGAGGUAAAGCUUUGAUUGAAACGGUUACACCUGGUGAGACUUUGUCGGACGACUUUGCUCGAUACGUCAAAGGGGUGGCUGGAGAAAAAGGCCUCGGCAGUUUUGACGAUGGAAGCGAAGGUAAAGGUGUCGUGGUUGUACGUUAUCUGCCGACCAAGGGCGAUCAUGUACAAUGGUACACAGAGUUCGUUACAGCAGUUUCGCUGCGGCUGGACCAUCGACCUAUCGAACAAAACGAGUUCCUGGAGGCUAUCCUGACCAAGGAUGCCAGCAUGCUCCGGCGGCCACUCGAGACAGAAGAACAGUCAGAAGACGACCUCAUGGAAGGAAUGGCGCCAGCCGCUGCCAGAUUCAAGAGACAAAAAAUAGCUAUGGGAGGCGAUUUCGCACCAGAACCCCCAGAAUUGCCCCCAGCAGAACCGGCCAAGCCCAUCAAGAAGGAAAAGAAGGAGAUGAAUAUCCUCGCUGAAGCUGCAAGGCACCGUCAGGAACAAGAGGCUCGUGCAAGAGCUGAAAAGGAAGACCUCGCGCAAUUGCCUAAUGAUAUCGACCUGGCGGAAAUUCGGCGACUGAAUAUUGUCGAGGAGGUUGAGCUUCGCAAACCAGGGGACAGCACGCGCACCAGGGAUCAGGACAUUGCUGAUGGUCGCUGGGACCCUAAAUGGAACGGCAUCAAGAACUUCAAAAGGUUUCGGCGUCGUGGCGAAAUAGUGGGUAGACAGCCUGCGCGGACAAUUAUCACGGUUGAUGAGGUGCAGAGCAAGAAAUUCGGCGUGGGAGAUAACUACUGGCUGGAAGAGGAAACCGUGCCACGGACAAACUUGGGCAGCAGAUUGCAGUCAGCGCCACGAGGUGAGUCGCCACGGCCUAUUUCGCAAAUAUCCAGCGGUCUGGACCGGAUCGCGCGACAAACGAGCGAAAGACCUGGAGACGGCAACGACGAUAGCGACGUCGCGGACCCCGAGGAUGACGAGGACUCCCAGCCACCUCGGGGGUCAUAUGGCAAGAGGGCCGGCAUACGGGGUAAUGCCAGCUCCAGAGGCAGCCGCAGCCAAUCGUCGGCGCCAAUGUCGCAGAGCCUGGGUAAAAGACCGGCCACAAGCACGCUGUCCGGGCAGUCGUCAAAGAGGCAACGCCCGCCACCGCAGCCGACUCAGGUGAAUGACAGUGAGGAUGACAGUGAUGAGGGUCUCAAGUUUAGAUUCGGAAGGAGACCGCGCGCAUGA
Molecule: messenger RNA, 2034 nt
Organism: Akanthomyces muscarius
Lineage: Eukaryota; Fungi; Ascomycota; Sordariomycetes; Hypocreales; Cordycipitaceae
Exons: 5
Coding region: 1-2034 (677 amino acids)
Biological process (GO): mitotic G2 DNA damage checkpoint signaling; double-strand break repair via homologous recombination
Cellular component (GO): Mre11 complex
Molecular function (GO): damaged DNA binding; protein binding
Source: RefSeq, a predicted model, not a curated record